Messenger RNA from Solanum tuberosum (potato), 1242 nucleotides. RefSeq names its product intermediate filament protein ifa-3. The coding region runs from base 160 to 981 and encodes 273 amino acids. The transcript is spliced from 11 exons. NCBI's taxonomy places the organism in Eukaryota, Viridiplantae, Streptophyta, Magnoliopsida, Solanales, Solanaceae. The record is from RefSeq and is a predicted model, not a curated record.
UUCAUAUAAAAACCGAACAGUUGAUAUCUUUCCCUCCAAGGCAGAAUAUUCACCUCUAGCUCAACAGUCUCUGAAACUUCAAAAUUUUGCCUUCACAAACUCGCGAAUUCUGUACAAAAUCUGCAGCUCAUAGCUCUGCGCAUUGAGUUUUCUGCAAAAAUGGAAGAGUAUUUGCAGUGCAUGAAGACUCUUCGCACUCAAAUGAGUGAUGUGGAGGAUGAAGCAGUUAAGAUAACAGCCGAGGAGCAAAUGCAAAUCACUACACUGCAAAAUCUUGAAAAUGAAAUUAACUCAGUGAAAUGUCAGACAAGCCAACUCAGAGAGGAAAUUGCCAGGAUACUGGAGAAAAGGGGGCAGAUCUGUUCCAUGAUUUUGGAAAAACAAAGAAAAAUUGCUUCUUUAGGAGCUGAUUCUUCCACCCUCAACCAGACAUCAGAGCUCCUUCAACAAGAAAGAAACAACAUGUCAGCAAAACUUCUACAGAAAAGUGACUAUUAUGCUAAAACUGUUGAAGAAGUAACUGCUCAGCUAGGAGAACAACAGGGUUGGAUCAAAGAUUGCAAACAGAACUUGUGGGUUGGAGAUAAUGGCCAGGUGAUGGACAAAGUUGGUGAGAAAACUGGUGAAAUUGAAGAAAAUCAGGAUAAUUUGGCAGAAAUUCUAAAGAUGAAUUUGGCAGACGCUAAAACAAAGCUAAACCAGAUGAGUGAGCUGAAGUCCAAACUUGUCACAGAGAACAGCCAGGUAAGGAGAUCUAUUGAGCUUGUGAAGUCAAAAAUGAAUGAUUUCAAGGCACAACUCGGGGAUAUGGAUAGCAAAUCCUUGCAAGAGGAGUACCAAGCACUUCUCUCAGACAAAGCUGGAGAGGCAGAGUAUCUGCACUCUUUACAACUCCAGAUUGCAAAACUGAUGAUAAUUUCCCACAGUAUCAAAUGUUCUUGUGGAAAUGAGUUCAAGAUAGACAUGGAUCUUUGUGGAUGAAAAUGACCAGGGUCAGGCAAGUACUUCAACUAGCAAGUGGUGGAGUUUCUUCAUUACUUAUCAGGUAUGUAUGCAAAUAAUGGUCGAGAUAGUUUGAGAAAAAUGGGGAAGAUAAUGCAGGGAAGCUGUUGCAGUUGUUGAGAUGGCAUAAGAAUGUGGCUUGUACUUUGUUGCUGUAGCAUCUGUAUUCUAUGUAAAAGACAAUUUUAAAUGCUAGUAGAGUUCUGCUUGAAUGAAUAACAUACGCGCGACUGAACUUAA